This is a messenger RNA of Paramacrobiotus metropolitanus, 2268 nucleotides long. RefSeq names its product folliculin-like. Gene Ontology annotation, cellular component: cytosol. The record is from RefSeq and is a predicted model, not a curated record. Lineage: Eukaryota; Metazoa; Tardigrada; Eutardigrada; Parachela; Macrobiotidae. Gene Ontology annotation, molecular function: GTPase activator activity. Gene Ontology annotation, biological process: positive regulation of TORC1 signaling; negative regulation of transcription by RNA polymerase II; positive regulation of GTPase activity. The transcript is spliced from 8 exons. Bases 271 to 2076 code for a protein of 601 amino acids.
CUUCAUUCUACACUUCUAUACCGAAGUACAGAUACACAUGACCGUCAGAACGGUUUUAUCGAUAUCGUUCCUUAUUAUGCCACUAUGAUUUCAUCUUUUAUGAUCCGUUACAGUACUAUACUUAUACCUUAUGGUUAAUUGCUAUACUAAUUUCGCAGAAUCUUGAUAAGUACAGUACAUAAUCGUGCGAAGGAAAUUUCUUACGUCCGAACUAUCCAAUAAUCCAAUCAUCCCUGCCGUGGUUGGUUUGUGUUAGACAUAUUCGCAGCUAUGAACGCGGUGUUGGCGCUUUGCCACUUUUGUGAGAUGCACGGACCCAGUGUGAUGAUGUGUACGCAACCGUUCCCGCGGGACGGUGCAACAGAAGUCGAUUCUCGAACGACGGACGAAAGUACGGAAGAACGACCGGGACAGACAAAACGCUUAUCGGUUUCGGAGAGCGAAUCUGAGUUGACUGAAUCUGACACCUUUGAAGCUCAUGAUUCAUUUGGAACCAAUACGUGCGCGGCAUGUCGGUCGUUCGCGAAACCUAACCAGGGAUGUAUGACAGCCGAUAAGGAUGGGGAUGUGUGGUAUCUGACGCUACAGUACCCCUACAAUCCCGAAGUGUUCACGUUUUUACGGCAAGCGUGCGUCCGGAGUUUGAGCAGCGAGAUAUCCCCGGGAAGAGAAGGACCCAUAAUGUUUGGCGAUAAUCAUCAUGGUUAUGUUUAUUGCUACACAUUCUAUUUGAAAGACAACGAAGCACGUGGGCUACAGCGUUGGUACAGCAUUGUCGUGCUGUCCAUGGAUAAGUUAUCCCUAACCCAAUCAUGGCCAUUUUUAACGCGCUCAUCGCGGUCUAUAGUUGCACAAAUGCAGGCUUUGGCGGAGAAGACUUUCAGUGUGGAUCAGGCGGAAAGACCGCAACGUACGGCGCGAUUAGGUGGGGCAGGUGCCCUGAACCCGGAGAACUUCCGCCGGCAGCGCCGAGGCAAAGUGAUGCGCUCGUUGCCAGAACUGACUUCUGAGCCGAAUAUCUUCCACUGUUUGCAUGAACAUUUUACCCACAUGCUGCAGUUGGGUGGAAAUCAAAUGAGCGAAACGUUAUUGGAAGGUUCUCCUUCUUGUUCUUACAGUCAUCGAGAAGAUGAUUUCGACAACGGUUUGGCCGGUAUCAACAACCACAGCCGGCAAGGCUCGCUGAUGGAAAACGGCCUGGACAGUGCCAUGUCAUCUCCUACUUGGGAAUCUGAAAUAGACACUUCCUUUCCCCGCUUCGAGGGAAUUGUUCAUAUUUAUCGGGUGAUGGGGAAGGUAUCGUUUUUGAAACUCGCGUAUCACAUUACCAUCGGGAAUCAGAUCGUAGUGCGCGGAUUUCAUGAUUUCUUGAUCUCUUCUGUUAUACGAGCCAUUGAGGUAUUGAUUCCUUUUGGUUGCCGAAGAAGUAUUCCAUUCUCCAGUACGUACGUGUUGUCCUGGAAUUGCAACCUGCUGGGAUUGCACCCCGAUGCAGCCAUGCCAGACGAUAUUUUGAGUAGCCCGGAUUAUUUUGUGGUGGAUGUUUUGGCUGCUAAGAUGAAUGAAAUGAAUGUGGAUAAAUAUAAGAUCAUCACGCCGAAUGCGGCCGUUCCAAAAGUUAAAUUGCCCACUUAUUUAUCCCGGGUGGAACGAAUCUUGGAAGAGCCCGAUAUUGCCGAACAGGUUGCUGUCGCUUUGAUCGCUAACGAGCAGGAGCGCAUGCUAAGCAAAGCCAAAGUGUUAUACAAGCUCUUUCGAACGGAAUCUCGCAGUGCUGAUGAACUUCCGAUCAUCAUGCAGAAGCUCCACAUAGCAGAUGAGGACAAUGGUGUCAUGCGAUUCUGGAUGACCGCACUGAGCGAUGAAUACAAAGGAUAUUUAAAAGAAUUGUCUUUUCCGCACCCGGCUGUGAUAACUACCAAAUCGAAACAUCCGCCUCCAGUAGCGAAAUCAAUUCAGGCGGCCAUGACCGAGGAUAGAGGACUGCUUUUACGUAGAAGCGGGUCAUCCAAGGAUACGGCGGCGUUCAGUGAUGUGACUGUCCGAAUGUAUCCUGGCAGAUCGGGUGUUAAAUAGAAGUAGCCGUGCCUUGGCACAUUGUGAUAACGAUUUAUAUCCUUUUCAUGGAGCUUUAUGACUUUUUAAUGCACUCAUAAAUCGAUAUAAAUUCUCUUAUGAAGUAUUUUACUAAUGUAACAUUAUUAUUUUUACUGAUAUUAAUCUGACAUUAUGAUAGUACAAGUUACAGUAAAUGCAAACAACAAAUGC